UACAGGAGAAAUUCGCUGUUUAGAUCAUGCCUGAAACCACCGUGAAAGCGCCCAAGAAGGGCUCAAAGAAAGCCGUGUCUAAGAGCGUCAGCAAGAGCGGCAAGAAGAAGAGAAGGACCAGGAGGGAGAGCUACGCCAUCUACGUGUACAAGGUGCUGAAGCAGGUCCACCCCGACACCGGCAUUUCGUCCAAGGCCAUGGGCAUCAUGAACUCUUUUGUGAGCGACAUCUUUGAGCGCAUCGCCGGUGAGGCCUCCCGUCUGGCUCACUACAACAAGCGCUCCACCAUCACUUCCAGGGAGAUCCAGACCGCCGUCCGCCUGCUGCUGCCCGGUGAGCUGGCCAAGCACGCCGUGUCUGAGGGCACCAAGGCCGUCACCAAGUACACCAGCUCCAAGUAAACAGUCUUGUUGCCUCUGAGACUAAACCAACGGCUCUUUUAAGAGCCACCCACUUUAUCUGAAGAUCAAUCCUGUUGUAGUGAUGAUACAUUUAUGAAAAACUUAUACCAGGCCAAUUCUAUACAUGUGUAUACAUGCCAAAUACGAUUUUUAUGGUACACAUGAGGGGCCGUACAAGCCAUAAUUCAUUCUGGCCCUCUUACACACAUACAUUCUCUCACAUUUAUACAUUUUCACUCACACAUUCAUAUAUUUUUCACAUAAAACCAAACGAAGAAGAAUAAUUUAUCGAGCUGUGAUUGGUUGAGAAGGAUGUUUUUUUUUUUUUCUCAAAGUUUUAUUUGCAAAUAUGAGUUUAAACAAACACAUGACAGAAAAUCAUUGAACAUUUAACAGACCAGGGGUACUAGAGUUCAUUGCCAGUCUUUUCAAAACUCAAAUUAAAUGUACAGACUUUAUCAGGUUGUCUUUGCAGCUUUGUUGUUGUUAACACAUUCAAGUUUGGUGCCGUAUUGCUGGAGUUCAACAAUGAAACGACGAAAGCAGGGUUUAGAGCCAGACCAUUUUGAUUUGUGUAUAUGAGACUUUCCAAGAAUAAUUAGAAGUUGUAUAAUGUAGGCAGUGUUGUUCUCCAUCCUACUGAAAGUAAAAUAUAGAAUCACAUCAAACACAGUAAAAUUUACAGUGGUAUUCAUUUUUCCAUUUACAAAGUCUUGCAUAUCAUUCCAAAACUUCUUUGAAUGGUGACAAUGAUAAAACAGAUGAAAUAACGUUUCUUUGUCAACAUUACAGAAAGUACAAGAGUAGUCUAUGUUUAACUUAAAUCUCUCCAAGACCUCCUUAGCGGGAUAAAUUCGGUGUAACACUUUGUAGGAUACUUCUUUCACUUUAUUACUAAUGCAAUAUUUAUUUAAAACACUACAGGCUUUUUUCCACUGUAAAUUGCUCAUAAUAGACGACCAGAAGAAUUUUGCUGCAGGGGCUGCAGUAUAGUUCAAUGCGUUUCUAAUGUGUCUGUUACCGCAAGGUUUAUCCUGAACAUUGAUAUCUCCAAUAAAAAUCUGCCUAGAACUAAAUGAGUAGGUUUCUGUUAGGUUACAGUUCUUUAAAAAUAGAAGUGAACCGGCAGGAAUUGCAUUGAAGAUAACACCAUAUUCUUUAGGUGUGAUUGUUAUCCUGAAUUUCUGAAUAAAUUCUGAAAAUGACAUUAACACCCCAUUCUUAUUUAAUAAUUGACAUACAAGCAAAAUUCCAUUGUCAUACCAUGAACGAUAAAACAGGGAUUUUCUUUUGUGUAGAAUAUCCUUGUUAUUCCAAAUAUAGUACCGAUGAGGACUGAAGUUGUGCUUAUAAACUAAUAACCACGCUAAGAGAGCUUGCUUGUGAAAAUUAGCUAAACUAACUGGGAUUUUAUCAAUGGAGAAAUUGCAUUUCAAUAAAAAAUCAAUACCACCAAUCGAAUUAAAUAAAUAUGAUGGGAAAGCAUACCAUAUACUGUCGGGAUUCUUUAGGAAUUCAAUAAGCCAUUUAACUUUAAACGUAUUAUUUAAUAAACUAAAGUCCAAGACCUCAAGACCCCCUUGUUCCCUACUACCUUUGAUUGUUUCUUUUUUGAGAUAAUGGGUUUUUUUCC
This is a messenger RNA of Epinephelus moara (kelp grouper), 2034 nucleotides long. Its product is annotated as histone H2B 1/2-like. NCBI's taxonomy places the organism in Eukaryota, Metazoa, Chordata, Actinopteri, Perciformes, Serranidae. The transcript has a single exon. The coding region runs from base 27 to 401 and encodes 124 amino acids. The record is from RefSeq and is a predicted model, not a curated record. Gene Ontology annotation, cellular component: nucleosome. Gene Ontology annotation, molecular function: DNA binding; structural constituent of chromatin; protein heterodimerization activity.